ACGGCUCCAUUGUUCGCCGCAGUGAUGGACAAUGACUGGGGACCGAUGUGUCGCUCAUUAAGACCGAGGCUGUCAGUGCCCUGUGGCAGACCUGUUCCUGAACUUUACUCUCGACCGCGGUCGAACGAGACCUAGAAGAAACAUGGCGGACUCUUUCACGACUGAGGCAUUCACGCUCCUUGGCGUGGGCACCGCCUUCAUCGCACUGAGGAUUGUUGCGCGCGCGGUCGCGGUAGGCGUCCAUAAGUUCCAGUUUGACGAUUAUCUUAUGUGUUUUGCUGCUGUCAUAUACGGUCUCGAAACAGCAACUGCAUACAUUGUCGGUGCAUGGUGGCGCGGACUUGCGAACAAUGGCAUGACAGAAGAGCAGCGAAUACAACUCGAUCCUGAGUCACAGGAGUACGCGCUUCGGGUAGGUGGAUCGAAGACGCAGCUGGUAGGCUGGAGUCUGUACACACUUCUCCUAUGGACGCUGAAGUUGUGCAUGUGCCACUUUUACUCGAGACUGACAGCUGGGCUAUAUUACCUUGAGUUGCGUGUCAAGGUCGGCUAUGCGUUGAUCGGUGCGACAUACAUCGCUACAGAGCUGUCCAUCCUGCUGGGUUGUCAGCCUUUCAAACGCAACUGGCAGAUCCAACCGGACCCGGGCAACUUUUGCCAGCCAGCUGUCUCCAAGAUUGACUUGUAUGUGACCGUGGUCCUCAACGUCCUCACCGACAUAUAUCUCUUGUCAAUCCCAAUGCCCAUGUUGUGGAAGGCCAAUUUGGAGCUCAAGAGGAAACUGUCACUUGUCGUUGUCUUCGGAGGUGGCGUGUUCGUGAUGAUGGCCGGAAUCCUGCGUUGCGCCCUCAUCAUUAGGGACCCGAUCAACGGCGCACAAGCGGCAGGAAGCUGGGCAUGUCGCGAAACCUUCGUUGCCGUCGUCAUCGGAAACGUUCCCAUGAUCUACCCGCUGACGCGUCGCGGUGUCGAGAAGAUUCACUCCAUGGCCGGCGGCUCCAAGUAUGGUCGCGGUUCCCUGCAAGACGGCGACUCGCAGCCCCUCAAGUCCACCCUAAGCACACCUGCACGUCGAGGUAAGAACCGUAGUAUCCAUGUGAUACCGACUACCUGGAAUGACGAGCUUGUCAUGGACGGCUGGGAUAGCGAGAGAUCGGGCUCCAUCAAGCACACGAAACCAGACCUACAAGAUGCAAGCACUGUGGAGGUACGAGAAGAUUUGGGCGGCAUCCAGGUGACACGAGAAACGAUCUUGCACUCAGAAGUGAGGAACCCGUGAUCAUCACGUCGCUGGGAAGAGCAUCGGGUCGCAGCACGACCCCGCGCUACGAAGUAGGGUACCAGACACUAAGAUGGACAGGUCGGCAACGUAAUCAGAGCCAGACUGGAAUAAUAUUUGGUAUCAUUCAACUG
Boeremia exigua is the source of this 1413-nucleotide messenger RNA. RefSeq lists its product as uncharacterized. NCBI's taxonomy places the organism in Eukaryota, Fungi, Ascomycota, Dothideomycetes, Pleosporales, Didymellaceae. Bases 143 to 1279 code for a protein of 378 amino acids. The transcript is spliced from 4 exons. The record is from RefSeq and is a predicted model, not a curated record.